AUGAACAUCAAAGCUAGUCAGCCCCCUACUUCGUACACUUCUAUCAAUCAUGACAACAUAUCAUUCUCUCAUGUUCCAGCCAACUCACCAACGGCAACGAAGGUGGUCGUGGUGACGCUCAACCGUCCCGAGAAGUACAAUGCUAUGACACUGGACAUGUUUCUCAGCCUCGAGUCCUUCUUCAACAUGGUCAGCGAGGAUGACAGAGUACGUGCGGUAGUCCUGACAGGCGAAGGUAAAGCCUUCUCUGCUGGAGCAGAUCUUGAUGUAGGGUUCAUGGGUAUGGUCGCUUUGAAGGAGACCGAGGACUCCAUGAACGAGUUUAGAGACUGGGGCGGCCGACUCGCACUGGCCAUCUCAAACUGCAAGAAGCCCACGAUCGUGGCUUUCAAUGGGUCGGCCGUGGGUGUAGGCCUCACCAUGUCUCUUCCUGCCGCCAUCCGGGUUGCUUGGGAGGGUGCCAAAGUCGGCUUUCCUUUUGCUCGCCGUGGCUUGGUCCUCGAGUCGUGCAGCGCCUUCUUCCUGCCCAAGCUCAUCGGACUGUCUAAGGCGAGCCACGUCACGACCACUGGAGAUGUGUAUCCAGUCACCGAUCCACUCGUCAAUGGACUAUUCUCAAAGUUGCUUUCCACGCCUCAACAUACAGUCGAGUACGCACUCAAGUUGGCGGAGGACAUUGCGGAGAACACGUCCUUGGUUAGUACGAAGAUGAUGCAUGAUAUGAUGGUCUACUGUCCUCCAACACCCGAGGAGGCGCACAUCUUGGAUUCCAGAAUAUUCGUCCAGAUGGCUGGGACGAACGACAACAUUGAGGGGGUGAAGAGCUUUUUGGAGAAGAGGAAGCCCACGUUUACGGAUACGGUCAGUCGUGAGAGCAUGCCAUUCUGGCCUUGGUGGAAUAUAAAGACGGACAAUCGUCAAAUUGUCAGCUUCGAGAAGGCUUCCAAGUUGUGA
Molecule: messenger RNA, 954 nt
Organism: Colletotrichum chrysophilum
Lineage: Eukaryota; Fungi; Ascomycota; Sordariomycetes; Glomerellales; Glomerellaceae
Exons: 2
Coding region: 1-954 (317 amino acids)
Source: RefSeq, a predicted model, not a curated record